Myripristis murdjan (pinecone soldierfish) is the source of this 642-nucleotide messenger RNA. RefSeq names its product NADH:ubiquinone oxidoreductase subunit C1 (gene ndufc1). The record is from RefSeq and is a predicted model, not a curated record. The transcript has 5 exons. Gene Ontology annotation, cellular component: mitochondrion; respiratory chain complex I. Lineage: Eukaryota; Metazoa; Chordata; Actinopteri; Holocentriformes; Holocentridae. The coding region runs from base 294 to 503 and encodes 69 amino acids.
UCCUUCGGCGGUAGAGUAAUUGUGGGCAUUGUAUUAGCUUGCUAUGCCUCCGUAGCUUCACACAUGAAUAAUAUCCUCUUAGAGUCAGAGAUCCUGGACUGUUUCUGUCUCUUCAGGCUCCUCUCUCUCUCACGUGUUGAAGCCGAGGCCCCCUUCCGAGCAAAAUGGCCGACCUGCUUCUCCUCCGGGUCAGGCUGCUCUCUGAGUCUGCGUGCCCAUCCAAACAAGAAUACUAAUCAACUGCAGCCCGACAGGAUUGCACAGCGGAUGAGGGAGCUCGUCUUGUGGCUAAAAUGACAUUCAGCCGGUUAUUAUCUCGAACAGUGCUUGUCAGCAAAGUUGGAACCAGGUCUGCGUUCACAGCCUCCAAGCCAGACACCGUCAACCCCAACUGGCUGAGAGUGGGGCUUGCCUUCGGGACGUCCGCUUUCCUCUGGGGGCUGCUCUUCAAGCAGCACAGUACAGACGUACAUGAAUACAAAGUGAGGAAUGGCCUGGAAUGAACCACCACACAGGAGGACGGCAGUUCCACUCGGAGGUCAACCCUCCUUGUAGUAUGCAGCUCUUUCUCCCUUUGUUUCAAUUUUCUUUGUGUCUGUUCACCAAGUUCUGUCUAAAAUAAAGAUGCUACCAAAUAUCACA